ACUAAAAACUCAGCUGUGCUCUGAGUGAAUUUGAAUCGAAAUUGGAAUCGGAAUCUCAAUCUAAGUCUAGGUCUAGCCUCCACAAUUGCUCACCAGCCAGUGUUAGAUUCAGUUCACAUUCAGACGCUCAACGACGCCAAUCAAAAUAGUGUAAAGCGCAAAUUGACAAUAAAGAAAAAAAAAACACAGAAACAUAUAUAUAUAUUCAUUUAGCUGAUCAUGGCACUGUGCCUCUUACUUUCCUUGACGAUCGUCGUCUGCUGUCAGGCGAGCACUACAUCCAGCUUGGAUGCAUCUGUGGAUCGCAAUCUCUUAGCAGCACAACUCUACAAUGCCGUGGGUGCGGAGCAUCUCAAUGAAAACAUUGUGAUCUCACCGGCAGCGAUACAGACCUCCAUGGCAUUGGCCUUCUAUGGAGCCAAGGGACAGACAGCCAUCGAGUUGAAAGAGGGCAUGCGACUGGGCAUUGGGGAUGGCGAUCAGGUUGCCCAGCGUUUUGGCAGCUACCAGCAAUCGCUGACACGCGACAACAAUCUGCGCCUGGCCAACAACAUUUACAUCAACGAGAAUCUGGAGUUCAAGGGCGCCUUUCGUGAUGUUGCCCAGCGUCAGUUCGACUCAAACAUUGACAAACUAGAUUUCCAUCCGCCCUACAACAAGCGCACCGCUGACGGCAUCAAUCGUGCCAUUGCCACCAAGACCAACGAUCAGAUCAAGGACAUACUCAAGCCUGAGCUGCUCAACGAUCGCACCGAGGGCGUCAUUGUCAACGGUGUCACUUAUUCGGCACCGUGGCAAAAGGCCUUCAAGCUGGACAAAACGGAGCGUCGCUCCUUCCGCACUGGCAACGGUCAGUCCGUUCAGGUGGAGACCAUGUGGACACUGCAGCACUUCAACUAUGCCGAGGUUCGUAGUCUGGAUGCCAAGGUCGUGGAGCUGCCGUAUCAGAACUCGGAGUUCUCCAUGCUGUUAGUGCUACCCAAUCGCAAGGAUGGACUUCGGGCUUUGCAACAGAGUCUGUCUGGCAAGAAUCUGCUAAGUGAACUGGGUGAAAUGUCGCAGCAAAAGGUCGAAGUGCAGCUGCCUAAGUUUAGCGUUACCUUUGGACUCAGUCUGGAGCAGCCCUUCAAGCAGUUGGGUAUUACGACCAUGUUCUCACGUUCUGGCGACUUUGGCAACAUGUACCGCAUGUUUGUCAGUCAUUUCAUUAACAGCGUCGAGCACAAGGCUCACGUUGAGGUCUCUGAGGCAGGCUUGGAGCAGCCCAUCGAAUCCGGAGUUCUGAAGAGUCUGUUCUCGCGCAACAAGAAAUUCGAAGCCGAUCAUCCAUUUGUGUUCGCCAUUAAGCACAAAGACUCCAUUGUCUUUAUGGGCCACAUCGCCAACUAUGCCUAUGUGUAAAGUGUUAACGCUUUCCUCCCCUGAGGUGUUAAUUAAUCACGCUAAAUGUUUGUUUUUCUUAACGAAUGCAAAUUUGUUCAACACUUAAAUAAAGUUUUGACAACCUUUUUGCGCAACAUCAAAUAAAUAUUAAUUAAUAUUCACCUAAAAAAAAGAGGUAGU
Molecule: messenger RNA, 1563 nt
Organism: Drosophila albomicans
Lineage: Eukaryota; Metazoa; Arthropoda; Insecta; Diptera; Drosophilidae
Product: serine protease inhibitor 42Dd
Exons: 4
Coding region: 220-1401 (393 amino acids)
Molecular function (GO): serine-type endopeptidase inhibitor activity
Source: RefSeq, a predicted model, not a curated record